This is a messenger RNA of Cololabis saira (Pacific saury), 3306 nucleotides long. It is a transcript of the gene ganc, whose product is annotated as glucosidase, alpha; neutral C. Gene Ontology annotation, molecular function: alpha-1,4-glucosidase activity; carbohydrate binding. Gene Ontology annotation, biological process: carbohydrate metabolic process; N-glycan processing. The record is from RefSeq and is a predicted model, not a curated record. The transcript has 24 exons. Lineage: Eukaryota; Metazoa; Chordata; Actinopteri; Beloniformes; Belonidae.
GGAACGGGCUCCAGAGAAAACCGAAGAAGAAGACAAUAAUGUUUCCAUCUGUCAAGAAGACUCUAAAAUAAAACUAAAGUUUGUGACUAAAGUCGUUGUCAACCGAGGGAGAUUUACCGGCCGUGGCAGGCAGUUGUUUGGGUCAAUGUCUGCUGGAAAUGGCGGGACAAAGUCAGCCCGUUGUUAGUGUUAUCCCUGAUGAUGAGGGGAAAGAAAAGUUCAAGAAAAGUGAAAAUGUUGAAUUUUACAGACGACAGAUUCAAGGGUCUGACCUGAGGCACCGGGCUCUUCUGGACACCAUGGUGUUCACUGAGAAGGGGGCGCAUUGUGAACUGUUGGAACCUGACACACAGGCCAGACUGCUUCUGUCUCUGUCACCUUGCAAAUUUGACACUGUGAGGAUUUUAAUAGACGAAGUCCAGCCUAUAAAAGCGCGAUACCGAGUUCCAGAUGUGAUGACUGGAGAACCGGAGUGUGAACAGCUGAGAGUGGAGACCCAGACUAAGGACUCCAUCACCCUUUCUUGGUCUUCAGGACGUUACCAGAUCCAAAUAUGGUGUUUCCCUUUCCGACUGGAGAUCCUGUGUGAACAGGAGGCCGUGGCCACCUUCAACUCUGCCGGCAAGUUGUGGUUUGACAGAUUGCAGGAUCCACCAUGGUGACUUCAGGGUGGCCAGAAAAGUCCGUUAUGGGAGGAGACUUUCAGGAACUUUGUGGAUAUCAAGGCUAAUGGUCCCAGCAGCGUCGGGGCAGACCUCUGUCUUCAUGGGUUCAGGCAUGUCUUCGGUCUACCAGAACACGCAGACAACCUGCAGCUCAGAGACACCAGAGAUGGAGAACCUUACCGGCUGUACAACCUGGACGUGUUUGCGUACGACCUGUACAGUCGCCUGGGCCUGUACGGAUCCGUCCCGCUGAUGGUGGCGCAUAAACCAGACAGGACUCUCGGCGUGUUUUGGUUGAAUGCUUCAGAGACUUUUGUAAACAUAAAGUACUCCCCUACCGACCAUCAGGAUGACCAAACCCCCCCGGUGAAGAGGAGGCGCGUGCAGCCUCAGACUGACGUCCACUGGCUGUCAGAGAGCGGCGUGAUCGACUGCAUGGUUCUGCUCGGGCCCAGUCCACAUGAGCUCUGCAGGCAGUACGCUCAGCUGACAGGGUAUCAGGCGCUGCCCCCCCUGUUCUCCCUCGGGUACCACCAGUGCCGCUGGAACUACGACGAUGAAGCGGACGUGAAGGCCGUGGAUGCUGGAUUUGAUCGACACAACAUCCCCUAUGAUGUCAUCUGGCUGGACAUUGAGCACACGGAGGGGAAGCGCUACUUCACCUGGGACCCGGCUCUCUUCCCUGACCCGGCCGGCCUGCAGCGCCAUCUAGAGGACAAGAAGAGGAAGCUGGUGGUGAUAAGUGAUCCCCACAUCAAGGUGGACCCCGAGUGGCCUUUCUACCGCCAGGCUCUAGAGGAAGGACACUUUGUGAAAGACAGAGAUGGACAGGUCUACCGAGGCCAGUGCUGGCCUGGAGAGUCCUCAUACCUCGACUUCAGUAGUCCAGCUACUCGGUCGUGGUACUCCAGAUGCUUCCGCUUGGAUAAAUACAAGGGAUCGACACCGGCGUUGUUUGUGUGGAACGACAUGAACGAGCCGUCCGUUUUCGAUGGACCGGAGCAGACGAUGCCGAAGGCCGUGGUGCAUCAUGGAGGCUGGGAGCACCGGGACUUACACAACCUGUACGGCUUUUACCAGCACAUGGCCACAGCGGAGGGUCUGAUAACCCGCUCAGGCGGCUCAGAAAGGCCCUUCGUCCUUUCUCGAUCAUUCUUCGCCGGCUCGCAGAGAUUUGGAGCGGUGUGGACAGGGGACAACGUCGCCAGCUGGGAUUACCUGAAGAUCUCAGUUCCCAUGGUUUUGUCUCUCAGCUUGGCGGGUGUGGCGUUUUGUGGAGCUGACGUUGGCGGGUUUGUGCAGGACCCGGAGCCGGAGCUGCUGGUGCGCUGGUACCAGGCAGCGGCUCUGCAGCCGUUUUUCCGAGGCCACUCUGCCAAGGAGACCAAGCGCCGGGAGCCCUGGCUGUUCGGGGAGGACGUCACCGCAGCGAUCCGCGCUGUCGUUCAUCAGAGGUACUGCCUGCUGCCGUACUGGUACACGCUGUUCCACCAGGCCCACACCUGCGGCCCGCCGCCUCUCAGACCUCUGUGGAUGGAGUUCCCGAGAGAGGAGAGCACCUUCUCUGUGGACAACCAGUACAUGAUUGGCGGAGCACUGCUGGCCCGUCCUGUAACAGAAGCAGGUGUCCAAGAAGUCCAGGUCCUACUUCCUGGAUCCAGUGAGGUCUGGUAUGACAUUAAUUCUGCAAAGGCGUACAAAGGAGGCCGGACCCUGAGCCUUCCCGUCACCCUGGACACGGUUCCGGUGUUCCAGCGCGGCGGCUCGGUGGUGUGUCGGUCAGCAGGACGGGGCAGCUGUGCCGCUGAGUACCAGCAGCUGCCCCUCUCCGUCACCGUGGCGCUGGACGCUCAGGGCCGCGCUGACGGCCGCUUGUACCUGGACGACGGCCACUCCUUCAGAUACCGGGACAGGAAGGCCUUCCGCCUGCGCGAGCUCAGCGUGGUGUCCGGCCGCCUGCUCUGCCGUCCUGCCGGGGAAGAGGGAAGCUUCGAGUGUGAGACCGUCGUACGCUCCGUUUCUGUCCUCGGGGUGAAGGUCAAGCCGUCCACCGUGACCGUGCAUGUGUCAGGCGCUGGCGACACGUCGGCUUCGUUUGAGUACGCAGCGGCCCGCUCUCUGCUGACGGUGACCCGCCUGGACCUCCGGGUGGCCGCCGACUGGGACAUACAGAUAGGUUAACGCUGGACGUGUCAGGGACCGGCUGUCCUUGGCUUUGAUUUAUUUAACUGGAGGACAGCGCUCAGUCCAACAGUCAGGGAAACAGCAGUAUCUGAAUGAAUAUACUUGAAUCACCAAACUUUACUGUUUCAGCGUUUUGCUGCUCGUUGAUUUUAGAGCACAGACAUUUAUUUUAAUUCCGUCAUCGUUUGAUCUGUUUUAACAUUCAGAUUUGAUCCAUGGCGGGUGAAUCCCUCCAGAGAUAUGAAUGGAUCUGACUCCACAAACAGGGUGCUAAUAAGUGAUGAAUGUUAGGUUUUGUUUGAAUAAAUGGCUCAUGUGUGGUCGCCUUUCAAAUGGUUCAGCGCCGGUGUUUUUUGUGCAUGCGUGUGCAGGGCUUGACCUCCUCCUCACUGCUUACAUACGAGUAACAGAGCAACAACAAAUGCCCCAAUGAAUCAAACCCUUCCAUGAAACAUUA